AUGGGAUCAACUUCAGCUGUGCCUGACUAUGGUCGUCGACUACUCCCAGUCGUGGUAGACGAGGCCGCAAGAGAUGAACCCCAAAGGGUACUCUUUUACACACCGCGCGACAAUCGGCCAUCACAGGGCUACCAAGUUGUGACUGCCCGAACCUUUGCCAACUCUGUCAACAGAGUAUGCUGGUGGUUCGAAUCACAGGUAGCCAUUCAAAACGAGACCAAGACUAUUGGAUACAUAGGGCCAAAUGAUCUCAGAUACUUUUUGAUGAUGAUUGCAGCGGCAAAGACUGGCUAUAGACUCCUACUUUCCUCUCCCCGAAACAGCGUCGAAGGACAUGUGUCAUUGAUUGAGCAGUCCGGCUGCAGCUUCUGGGUCACAACAACUGGCACUGGCAGCCUGGACUUUAUCCAGGACCUUGGAAUACCUUGCAUCGAAGCACCUGAGCUUUCCCAGCUGCUAGAAGAAAAUGCAGUCGACAACUAUCCUUAUACCAAGAGUUGGGAUGAAGGACGAGCAGAUAUUCUCGCUCUACUCCACACCUCGGGUUCGACUGGCCUGCCAAAAUUGGUGCCCCUUUAUCUUGCUACGGCAGCCACUGUUGACGGAUUCAACCUCAUGGAGCCCGUUAACGGAAGAGUACCUACAGGCGUAGAAUGGAAGGGUACGCGAAUGCUUUGUGCGAUGCCUCUGUUCCAUGUUGCAGGAAUUUGUCUUGGUUUAUAUUCUGCCUUUUUCUUUCGAUGGAGCGUCAUUCUGCCAUCCAAGGGCCCGAUAAUGCAGCAUGUCAUCGAAGAGGCCCUUGACAACAUCGAACUGGACUCGGCCUUCAUCUCUCCAAGUGUCUUACAGGACAUUGCAAAGUCGCCUCGGGUACUGGAUAAGCUUUCGAAACUCAAAUUCAUAACUUCAGCAGGUGGCCCCAUAGCCCAGUCUGUGGGAGAAGUGAUUCAUCCUCGUGUACCCAUCUGGCAGACUAUGGGUAUGACCGAGGGUCAGUGGAUGGCAUCUGUUGUGACCCACCCAGACGAGUGGGCUUAUUUCUACUUCCACCCACGAACAGGAUUUGAGAUGCGACCAUAUUCAGAAGAUUUAUGCGAGCUGUUAUACGUCAAAAAGGAAGAGUUGGCUCUAACACAGCCCGUGUUUGUCACAUUUCCAGACCUUGACGUCUGGGAAUCGAAAGACUUGUACUCGCGUCACCCGACAAUUCCGGAUCUGUGGCGAUAUGAAAUGCGCCGAGAUGAUCUUAUAGUGCUCUCAAAUGGAGAGAAAUUCAAUCCUUUGGCCGCUGAAGGAAAGUUGGCUAGCCAUCCGUGGAUCUCAGCCGCCUAUAUCACAGGGCGCGGUCAGUUUCAAGCCGCCGCGUUGCUGUACCCUGACGACUCAAAUCUGGAAAAGACAGACAUUCAAAUUGUUGAAGCCGUGUGGCCGACUAUGUCUCAGGUGAACGAAACACUUCCCGCUUUUGCGCAGCUUCAUCGAGAUUUCGUCAAAGUCGUUCGUACUGCGUUCCCCCAAACGCCAAAGGGAACGCUCGCUCGCAAUCAGACCGAAAAAAAUUUCUCAAAAGAGAUCACCGAUAUCUACGAAUCAUCACUGGCUCUGAAGACUCAUUUCCACGUCAAGGGAAGCAGUCAAGUUGCAGUCAACAGUGGUAUCAGAGAAGCAAUCCAGACCGUAUCAGGGAUCAAAGAGCUUACAUAUGAUGAUGAUAUUUUCGUGCGAGGAUUCGACUCACUUCACGUGGUACGGCUGGCUAUAUUGCUGGAGUCAGCAUUUGAUAGGCAUGUCGAGAUCGAAGCCGGGACAGUGUACGCAAACCCCUCCAUUGCAAAGCUGGGAAGUGAGCUGUGGUCACGGCUCCGUGGUCAAAGUCACAAGGAGGCCCUUAAUAUGAAGUCCACCUCGCAGAUGCUUGCCAAAUACUCGGCAUCAUUUGGAUCCGGUCGGGCCAAAAAGGAGUAUGUGAUCAUCACUGGUACUACUGGAUCCAUUGGACCGUAUCUUCUUCACAACCUCUGCAACAACAGAGAAGUUGCCCAGGUGUGGUGCUUGAAUCGCAGCGCAGACGCCCCAAAACGGCAAGUAGAGCUCGCGAGAGCAAAGGGAUUCCUCCCAUUGAACUGGGAUGGAAAGGUGAAGUUUGUGCAGCAUGAUCCGACCUCCGAAACGCUCGGUUUGAACGCAGUGGAUGCCCAAGACAUGAAAGAAAAAGCAACUAUCAUAAUUCAUAACGCCUGGGAGGUCAACUUCAAUUUACCUCUCUCUUCAUUCGAGCCGCAGUUCAUUGGCUUGAAGGGCCUGGUCGAUAUAUGUCGAGAUGCUCGACACAAGAUCCGCUUUAAUUUCAUUUCAUCCAUCAGCGCUGCAAUGAACUGGCCGUGCGAGCUUCUUGGUCCUGUCCCCGAAGCAAAAAUCCCUAAAUUUGAUGCGGCGAUCAACGGCUACGGCGCAUCGAAGUUAGUGGCGGAGCACCUACUCGGACGAGCCGCAAGACUAGGUACUUUGGAUCUGUCUGUUUUACGAGUAGGGCAAGUUGCAGGUCCUGUUCAAAUUUUUGGAGAAGGCGCAUUAUGGGCAAGAAGAGAUUGGGUACCUGCAAUCAUUGAUGCUUCUGCGUAUCUCAAACUGCUGCCUUCCGACUUGGGAUCAGCUACUAGCCUGGACUGGAUCCCAGUUGAUAUUCUUGCUAAUAUUGUGGGCCAGCUUGUCGAGUCAGGCUCAUUCACAAGUCUUUCGGAAACAUACUAUAAUCUCGUCAACCCGAAGACGAGCUAUUGGACUGACAUUCUUUCUACGAUAAAAGCUCGCCUGGAGAUCUCUCUAUCUGCCGAGGUGCGAAUCGUCUCCCUACAGGAGUGGAUUGACUCUCUCAGAAAUUCGGAGGCCCUCAUCAUCCAAGAGGCUGAGGUCGGCCAUUCAGAAUCCGCCUCCAGAGCUAAGACCGGACUGAAGCUACUCUCGUUUUUCCAGAUGCUUGUGGGAUUGGAGCAAGAGGGCGAUUCUUCCGACGAAACUUCUGUCAUGACCAAUAGCUCUGACGGAUCCAGUGCUGGAGAGCCUACCUGGGAUGUUGCAAAUGGCCUAUCACGAAGCUCCAUAUUUGCCGACUUAGAGCCUGUGUCGACAACUUGGUUUGACACUUGGUUGAACCAAUGGGGGUAUUGA
Penicillium olsonii is the source of this 3168-nucleotide messenger RNA. NCBI's taxonomy places the organism in Eukaryota, Fungi, Ascomycota, Eurotiomycetes, Eurotiales, Aspergillaceae. The record is from the annotation of a GenBank genome assembly.